AACUCAAUACGACUAAAGAAGGGCGUGUGUGAGUCGGUGUGCGCAGCGACAUCUGGACCGCACGCACACACGCACACUCGCGAUAAGUGUUAAGAAAACUGGACUCAGCUGGAUCAAUGAGACCAAAGAGCUUUAUGAUAGCAAGUGAAAUGCAAAAAUGUGAUCUCGGCCUGUUGCUCCGCUGGGAAGGAGAGCGACAGUUGCCGCUGCGCAUAUGACAGACUACAUGAAGGCGCUCCCGGUGAUCAUCGUCCAACCCGCAUGCCUCAGAGACCACAGAGCGAAAGGAGUCCAGUUCCAGUUGACCUGUAACCUGUGCAGAGAGAGCCACAAAACUCAGGUCUGGCUUUGUUUCUUAGUUCUGAGCUUCUUGAGUAUACAUACAUGUGUUGCUGCUGUGCCAGGUACAGCAGAAGUACUUUUAUGCUUGGAAGGGGUGAAACAAGAAAUUCAGAAAUCUGACGCUAUGCUGUAUGCUCCGUCCGCUUCGUCUGCUGAUGAUAAAGUAAAAGCUAAAUGUAAAGAGGUGUGGCUCAGAUGUUACAUGUUGGAGUUGAAAAUGGUCCUCGAUGAAGAACGUAUUGCGAAUAGAAACGCAGAUUGCAUCCUUGAUUUCUAUGAAAAACUUUCUAAUAACACUGUUGGCUGUCCACCAUGUGAAGCAUACGCACUUAAAAAUAUUACAGUAUUCCUGGAAAGACUAAAUAACCUUUUCCAAGAAAUAAAUACUAACACGUAAAAGGAUGUAAAUACAAUAAGCUAUGAAUGUGUAUUUGUAUGUAUAUCUGUAAAUAAUUGUGGCUAAUAUGGUUUUUAUUUUUUAAAUAUAACUUUUUAACUAUGUGACAACCUGUGAUAAACUAUGCCAUCCUGUAUUUUAUAAUGUAGACAGACCACACUAAAUCUGAUGUGUAAAGUUGAAAUGUUUAAGAUGGCAGUGCAUCUCUCAUCUGUCUGUACAUAUUAUGUCCUCAAGUCACUGUGUCAAAAUUAGCUUUUCACCUGUACAGUUCUGAAAAACCUAUCAGGCGGGAGACAGAGCACAGUAGCAGCAUGUAUUGUACUGUAUGUACAAAAUGUAUAUUAUUAAGCUCAUUACUGAAUGUAAUACUUAUUAUACCCGAUGUGCCUGAUGAACUCCAGUAUCUUGAGAAGAGUAAAUAAUGUCCCAAGUGUA
Messenger RNA from Larimichthys crocea (large yellow croaker), 1177 nucleotides. It is a transcript of the gene il15, whose product is annotated as interleukin 15. Gene Ontology annotation, biological process: positive regulation of immune response; positive regulation of cytokine production; neutrophil activation. Bases 215 to 739 code for a protein of 174 amino acids. Gene Ontology annotation, molecular function: cytokine receptor binding; cytokine activity. The record is from RefSeq and is a predicted model, not a curated record. NCBI's taxonomy places the organism in Eukaryota, Metazoa, Chordata, Actinopteri, Sciaenidae. Gene Ontology annotation, cellular component: extracellular region. The transcript is spliced from 6 exons.